AUGGAGCAUGACAAGGGAGAAAAUAAAACAGGAGGAGGAAAAGGGUUCCAGGAGACGGACACGGACGAAGGCCACCCGACAGUUGAGAAAAAUGAGAUGCACGCCGUUUUAUCCGUUUCAGAAAUAUCAUUACCGGUGAUGAAUUCAUGUUUGGAGGGGUUUUGUGAAGGGAGUUCGUUCACUGGAGAUUCCUUCUCCCUCAGUCGGGAUGAAAGCCUGGGAAAUUUGACCACCUCAACGAGGAGAGCUGAAAAUGGCAUCACUGUUGUGGAUCCAAUGCAGCACGAGAAGUACGUCCUCUAUCCCAUUGUAAUGCUUUAUGACGAUCAUACAUGUGAGGUCUGGCUUUGUUAUUCCUCAUGGAUGAAUGAUCGUUUGUUGUGCGUGGGAUACUACCAUGGCCGAGUAUUUUUUUUGGGUGAACACUUUCACAAAUACGCGAAGGCUACUCAUUUGAUCAGCAAGAAAAAUGGCAUUUGCAAGUGUUUUGGAAUGAGUGCAGCUUGGGAGAGUGGGAGAGUUUGCGUAGUACGGAAUCCGAUGGGGAUGGAGGAAAAUUAUGUUGUUCUAAAGAGUUUGAAGAGGGCGAUUGCUCUUCUUGGAACUCAGCUACGGCGUUAUAUCCUGUCAAAAGCAGGCGAUCCAUGCAAUUCAAUUAAUGUGCUUAUUAUUGACUUUGUCGCAGGGGCAACACUUUUGCAGCUGAUGGAUUGCUUAUCAUCACACCUUCCAGAAUUUGUAACAUGUCGCUGGGGAGUGGAAAGGAAAUGGCCUUUUAGAAAUUAUUUGCUACGCCACUUACUUAGGGGGGUUCUAAAGGCAGUGUUGGAGCUUCAUGCCUGUGGUGUGGGGCAUGGAAGUUUAAGACCAGAACUGAUAUUUGUUACUCCCGAUUUAAAUGUAACUCUACUCGCCGCGGAAUUCUUUAAUUCCUUCGAAGAUUUGGAGUGGCUACGCUGGUGCUCACCGGAGGUUGCUCUCACGGGUGUGAAGGGCGAUUUAAAUGGCGCUAAAAGACGGGCACAUGAUAUAUGGGCGUUUGGUUGCCUGGCCUUCUACUUGGCGACUUCUACGAGGCCUUUCCACGAGAAGGACGACGUGACAUCUUUGAUGUCUGAACUAAAAAUGCUCCACUUUGAGGCAUCAAAGGAAAGAAACGGGUCGCGUAGCCAUGAUGAGCCUGAGCCUGCGGGACGUAAGAGACAUUUUUUGGAUUUGAAAAAAGUCGAGGAUGUGAAAUUGCGGGAUUUGAUUGAGCAAUGCACCCGAUUGGUUUGUACCGAGCGGCUAGACAUCUAUGCGGUUCAAAAUCACCCUUUUUUUAAGGAAGAGGACGACGAACGGUUGUGCCACUUCAGACAAAAAGAGAUCCGAUUUUUUUUGGAGCGCGCAGGAAACUCUGCCCCCGUGAGUGGGGAAAAGGGGGAUUCCUCGUUUUUGUUGGACGCUCUCCGGCAGGAAGGGGCCCAUGAGGUUGACCGGUACAAUUUCUAUGGGAAAGAAAUUGACGAGUUUCUGCUAAGCUUCAGCGUGAGGGAUAUACUGCUUUGGCGCAUUGCACUUGGCCUCCAACGCAGGCAGCACACCCCUGAAAUAGCUGAUCUUUUGGGUCUUCGUUCGAGUUCGCCCACGGUCUUGCCCAGGGCUGUUCGAGAGGGAAAAAAUAGCGCGGCGCUGACGCUUUUGUACGGAAUUUCAACUGUGACUGCAUCAGUGGUGGGGGCGGCGCCUCAAAUUAGUCAAGAUUUUCACAUUUUACUUGUUGAUUCUCUUACGUCUGUGAAUGACGAUGAAGACUUGUUUCGCGUCCUCCUGGAGUUUGCACGUCGAAAGUCCCUUCGGGACGAAUCUCUAUGCAGCCGCAGCAAUACCCCCUCCUCAGUGAGCAUGGCGAAUCCGCUCAUUCUCAACGGAAGUAGGGACACUGACCGCUCAUUGUCCGAUGAAACCGGCGAUAAGGAAGGGGAUGUGCAUAAAACAUCUGUGAUCCCUCCUUUUACUCCCGGUGAAAAUCCAACAGUGCAGGCCGACUCAUUGGCGCCGUCCUCGAGCCGAGACAAUGUCGAGGAUAAACUUGUUUUAUCAUCAACGGAGGGGGUGUUUUCUCCAAAUGCGUGUCUUUCGGGUACUUCAACAAUGAGCAACGAUGAUAAUGAAAACAUCAUUGAAAGAAAUUUAUUGCAUGAUGAGGGGAAUAUGCUUCAGGAACCAUGCGUUACCGUAGAGGGGACGUGUCAUUUGGAGAGCCAUGGCGCCGAGUUAAGAAGACGGCUGCUGUUACAUCGUAGCAAACGUUUGAUUUUUAUUUUUUUCUUUACAGUGCUUGCACUGGCUGUUAUCAUUUCUGUUAUUUUUUCUCUACUGUUGGGUUAG
Messenger RNA from Trypanosoma cruzi, 2373 nucleotides. RefSeq lists its product as uncharacterized. Gene Ontology annotation, molecular function: protein serine/threonine kinase activity; ATP binding. Lineage: Eukaryota; Euglenozoa; Kinetoplastea; Trypanosomatida; Trypanosomatidae. The transcript has a single exon. Gene Ontology annotation, cellular component: cytoplasm. Gene Ontology annotation, biological process: protein phosphorylation. The record is from RefSeq and is a predicted model, not a curated record. Bases 1 to 2373 code for a protein of 790 amino acids.